Anthonomus grandis grandis is the source of this 2001-nucleotide messenger RNA. RefSeq names its product beta-galactosidase-1-like protein 2. The transcript has 8 exons. The coding region runs from base 27 to 1961 and encodes 644 amino acids. The record is from RefSeq and is a predicted model, not a curated record. Gene Ontology annotation, molecular function: beta-galactosidase activity. Gene Ontology annotation, biological process: carbohydrate metabolic process. Gene Ontology annotation, cellular component: vacuole. NCBI's taxonomy places the organism in Eukaryota, Metazoa, Arthropoda, Insecta, Coleoptera, Curculionidae.
UUUGUCAGUUUAAUUCAGACUCAAAAAUGGCUCUGACGUCGGGUGUUACGUCUCUUCCCACUAACUAUGAGUACUAUACCGCAGAUGGCAUUACCCAGGGACUUAAUGCCAAUCAAAGUUUCUUCACUUUAAAUGACAAAUUGAUUCACAUUUACAGUGGAGCUAUGCACUACUUUCGGGUACCUAGGGCCUAUUGGAGGGAUCGACUGAAGAAAAUUAGAGCGGCAGGACUGAACACCGUUGAAACUUAUGUACCAUGGAAUUUACAUGAACCAGAGCAAGAAAAGUAUGACUUUGGAAGUGGAGGCUCGGAGUUUGAAGACUUUCUACAUUUGGAAGAGUUUUUAAAUACGGCAAAAGAGGAGGAUCUUUUUGUUAUAUUACGUACCGGGCCGUACAUCUGUGCUGAAUAUAAUUUUGGAGGAUUUCCCAGUUGGUUACUAAGGAGCACAGAAAUGGGAUUUAGAACGGCCGAGCCGACGUAUAUGAGUUACGUUACAAAAUAUUUUAACGUGCUCUUGACAUUGCUAACGGCCUUCCAGUUUACCAAGGGUGGUCCGAUUAUAGGCUUUCAACUUGAAAAUGAAUACGGCAACUUCAACUAUAAUAACAGACAAACACAUUUGGAGCAACUAAGGCAAAUUUUCCUUCAAAAUGGAAUAGUGGAAUUACUGAUGACGUCGGAUAGUCCUAGUAGGGGAACAACAGGAACCUUACCGGGUGAAGUACUUCAAACGCUCAACUUUGGAUCUGAUGCCCCCGAUCACCUCGCAACACUUGAAGAAUUACAACCUGGUAGACCGCAGAUGGUUAUGGAGUUUUGGGUUGGCUGGUAUGACCUUGUCGGUUCAGGCAAUCAUGCCAGAAAAUCAGACAAAAUUUGCAGAACCAUCUUAACGGAUAUUUUAGAGCGGAAUGCUUCUUUUAAUAUUUACAUGUUCCACGGAGGUACCAAUUUCGCUUUUAACAAUGGAGCCAGAUAUACUAAUGGUUAUAGUGCUGUAACUACUAGUUACGACUACGACGCUCCCAUAUCUGAAAGUGGAGCUUACCGAAGCAAAUAUGAUAUGGUAAAAGAACUCGUCGCUGCGUACAAUCCUGUGAAGACGUUUACUCCUGAUCCUCCAGUCUAUGAGCCACCCACAGCCUACGAGAGCAUUAAAAUUGAAGAAACCAUAUCAUUUUGGGAAUUGCUACAAUCAAAUAGUACAGGGAAAACUUUCAGUAGUGAACAGUUGAUUCCGAUGGAAUUAUUAAAUAUGAACAAUGGUGCUGGACAAAGUAAUGGCUAUAUAGUUUAUAGAGCUGAAGGGAUUGAUUUGGAAGAAAAUUCUGUUUUGAUGAUCGAAGGACAUGUCUGUGACGCAGUACUCCUGUUAGUUAAUGGAGAACUGAUAGCUCCUAAACAAUUAAACUCUUCAUCAGAUUUCGACGGUUUCGGAUUUUACAGUCUCGUAAAUUCAUCUGUAGUACUGAAUACUAAAGCGUUAAAAAAAGCAACUAUAGACUUGAUAGUUGAAAAUAUUGGCAGAAGUAACGGAGCCAGCACUGAAAUGUACAAGCAAUCAUUCAAAGGACUUUGGCAAGGAAAUGUUACUAUUAACGGUACAAUAAUAUCCAGUUGGACAAUCGUUCCAUUUGAAUUAAAAAAGCAGUGGGUUAAUGGUCUGGCAAUGUCAGAGUUUGAAGGUGAUUUAAGAGGUCCUGCUAUGUUUAGCUCUACUUUAACUAUUACAGACGAGCCUAACGAUACUUUUAUUGAUAUAAGAGCUUGGGGUAAAGGUAUUGUAUUUGUCAAUGGUUUCCCUUUGGGAAAAUAUGCCUCUAUUGGACCAGAUUUUACUCUAUAUUUACCAGCACCGUUUUUGGUUAAAGGCGACAACCAAAUAAUCUUUUUAGAACAUUUCUCUGCUCCAGAAAGUGCUGAAAUUAUUUUCACUGAUAAACAAAUAUUUGUGUGAAUUUUGUAAUAUGAUUACAUAGUAUGAUUUUAUUUAAUAA